AGCGUGAAUUUUUUUUCCUUCCUUCCUCCUUGGCGAUUCAGAACGUGCACGCAUGUUCUCUGUUCCUUUCACAAAAAAGAAUCAAGGCGAGGUGCCUAGGUUUUGAAUGUGCAUUCACUGUACAUUCAUAAUAAAGUGAGCCGAUGGCACAUUCAUGCCUGCUCCUUGAUGUAAAUGAAGAGCUGAAUGAAAGUUUGGGGGACAGCUCACCUCCCAGAGAGCGAUCCGUGCACCCUGAGGCCCGAGCAGUGAUUCUUGAAUUUCCUGGAGAAAAGUAGCUUUUCCUUUCUCCAUAACAGCUGUCCCUUUCCCCUGCGUCUCGAUAAUCAGCCUGCUUUUUUAAUUUUUUUUUUUCCCACACUGCCGUUGGAUGAAAGAUCCCGCCUUUGAUUGAAAUGGAAUCUUCCACUAUUGAGCCAGCCUUUGUUGAAUGAGUCACCGCGGCGGCCGCCGAUUGGCUGGGGCCGCUGGAACCCGGGAUUGCCUGGCGCCGGCUGCAGGGUCUGCUUCAUUCACAGAAACGCUGGCUCGCUCGCCGGCCCUUUCAUUCACACAAACAGCAUUUCAUUCACAUUUUGCUGUCUUUUUGUCUGCUUCUAAUGAAGACCAGGGCCUGGGAAUGAUAGGGCAUUUUUGCAUUGGACCUGGGGGGGCUUGGACAGCCCCCACCACCACCUCUGGGGGGUCUGUUUGCUGUUGCUAUGCUGGCCAGGGGCAGGGAGAGAGCCGGCGGCCUGCGACUGCUCUGCUAGGCCUGCGGCCCUGGGAGAGGAGCGGCUGUCCCUCGGCGCCCAGGACCCCACUGCUGGCCUCGCCUGUCGCCAGGAGUGGCACGCGCUGCCUCCUUCUGCACACAGCUCUGCCUGGGUCACAUGUCUAGUCGAGGGUGUGAGGCGAUUCGGGGGGACCACUUAACCGGAGAGAGGAAGUGAUUUGCAGUGCUCACGGAGCCUUUGUUGAGAAGAGUCUGCUCUCCGACUGAGUCAUGCUUUCGCUGUGAGCCACCCGAAGCAGCUGGGCGCGCAUCGGAGGAAACUAUGACUUUUGCACGGCCAGCGAGCUGCGGUCCGCAGCCGUCUCCCGGCCCGGGGCUGCGCGGCCCCCGCACGGCGGGUCGCUAAGGGCGGGCGGGCUGGUGCGGCGGCUUCGCGCCCCUGGGGCUGGCUGUCCCGGGCCGCUGCGUCCCGCCCGGGGGGCCCCAGGGUCGCCUGCUAUGCGCAGCAGCCCGCGCCGGGGCCGGCUCCAGCAGCGCCCGGGCGCAUGCGGCGAGCCCACGGAGGGGCAUGCUUCCACGCACCAAGUACAACCGCUUCAGGAAUGACUCGGUGACAUCGGUCGAUGACCUUCUGCACAACCUGUCGGUGAGCGGCGGCGGCGGCAAGGGCUCGGCAGCGCGCGCGGACCCGGCGGCGGCGGCCCCCUACCUGGUGUCCGGCGAGGCGCUGCGCAGGGCGCCCGACGAUGGCCCGGGCAGCCUGGGCCACCUGCUCCACAAGGUGUCCCACCUGAAACUCUCCAGCUCGGGCCUCCGAGGCCUGUCGUCGGCCGCCAGGGAGCGGGCGGGCGCGCGGCUGUCGGGCAGCUGCAGCGCGCCCAGCCUGGCCGGCCCGGACGGCGCGGCGCCCCGCGGCCCCAGCGCCCCGGCCAUGCGCGCCGCCAGGAAGGGCCGGCCGGGCGAGGAGCCUCCGGCGCGGGUCCCCCUCGCCAGCGAGCAGGUGCUGGGCGCCGGCGUCACCUACAUCGUGAAGUACUUGGGGUGCAUUGAAGUUCUACGUUCAAUGAGGUCUCUUGACUUCAGCACAAGAACACAAAUUACCAGGGAAGCCAUCAGUCGCAUUUGUGAAGCUGUUCCUGGUGCCAAGGGAGCCUUCAAGAAGAGAAAGCCUCCCAGCAAAAUGCUGUCCAGCAUCUUGGGCAAGAGCAACCUCCAGUUUGCAGGCAUGAGCAUCUCCCUGACCAUAUCCACCGCCAGCCUGAAUCUGCGCACACCCGACUCCAAACAGAUUAUAGCUAAUCACCACAUGCAAUCCAUCUCCUUCGCAUCUGGGGGAGACCCGGACACAACCGAUUACGUUGCGUAUGUAGCCAAGGACCCCGUAAACCGCAGAGCUUGUCACAUUCUAGAAUGCUGUGAUGGUCUGGCCCAGGAUGUCAUUGGCGCCAUUGGACAAGCCUUCGAGCUCCGGUUUAAGCAAUACCUGCAGUGUCCCUCCAAGAUCCCUGCUCUCCAUGACCGAAUGCAGAGUCUGGAUGAGCCGUGGACAGAAGAGGAGAGCGACGCUUCAGACCACCCCUACUACAACAACAUUUCAAGCAAGACACCCCCUGCAGGGGGAUUUGCUGAUACACGCCUGAAAACCAGGCCCCCAGCCCCUGACGCUGCCCAGUUUUCAGGAAAAGAACAAACUUACUACCAAGGGAGGCACCUGGGAGACCCAUUUGGGGAAGAUUGGCAGCCAACGACUGUGAGACAAGGGUCCUUGGACAUCUACAGCUUCCCGGAUGGGAAGUCCCCGGGGGCCGCGGCGGGAGACGUGCCCACCUACGUGAACACCCAGCGCCUUCCCCCGCAGCCCGCGCCCGCCCCGGGCAGCAGCGCCGAGAGCAGCCCGCGCAAGGACCUCUUCGACAUGAAACCUUUUGAAGAUGCUCUCAAGAACCAGUCCUUGGGGCCUGUGUUGAACAAGGCGGCCUCUGUGGAGUGCAUCAGCCCUGUCUUACCCAAAGCCCCAGAUGCCGAGAUGCUGGAGGAGCUGAGAGCGGAGCCUUGGUACCAAGGAGAGAUGAGCAGAAAGGAGGCCGAGGGGCUGCUGAAGAGAGACGGAGAUUUCCUGGUCAGGAAGAGCACCACCAACCCAGGUUCCUUCGUCCUCACGGGCAUGCAUAAUGGCCAGGCCAAGCACCUACUGCUCGUGGACCCUGAAGGCACGAUCCGGACGAAGGACAGAGUGUUUGACAGCAUCAGUCAUCUGAUCAACCAUCACCUGGAGAACACCCUGCCCAUUGUCUCUGCUGGGAGUGAACUCUGCCUCCAGCAGCCUGUGGAGAGGAAGAUCUGACUGCAGCCCGUCGUGAUCUUGCAACUCUCGGCAGGAGUUCUUCCGUCUGCAGAUAGAAGGGUACAGGGCCAAGCAAACAAGCCAGGGCCCGCAGAUUAGAUCUCGUUGAACAAUGCAGAUGCAGGCUUUUAUACAGUGCAAGUUUCAUAAACUUGUUCCAACUUUUCAUGUGCAUAUCAGAGGUGUACAUACCUAUACAUCCUGUAUAAAUGAUCCCAGUAUAUUUAUAUUUUUUAAGACUACGAAAGAUGUAAGACUAAUGUUCUGUGCGGUAUGUGUUCAAUGGAAAAACAGUUCAACUGUAGUUGUCGGGGAUCAAAAUUUCAUUCGAUAGACCCAUUCCUCUGGGAAAUUCCAAGAGGAAGGUGUUGUGGGCAAUUUUAUGGAGCAAGCAUGGCUCUGGAGUAGAGGUAGGCUGGACGAUGGUUCAUAGACAAGGAUCUGCAAUGGAAUAUGGCAAGUGCUGCCCUCAAAGCUUUAGCUUUGCACGUAGCCACGGGGGCACUGAUUUGGUAGCCAUCCUUGGUGGCACUUUUGCAUCUUCUCCAUAUUCCUGGAUGCCGUGUCACACCUGUUUGCAUGGGUUUCCCAAACCAGGUGGUUUGUGCAGCUGCACUAAAGGUCUGUGUUGCUCCACUCGUUUUGGAACUUAGUGAGUCAGAAAGACUGUUUACUCUGGCCCCUACUGUCCAAGGAAAGGAGGAACCUGAUUUACUGCUAAACGCGAUGCAAAGUCUCACUGAUCAAGCUCUUGACUGGCAAGAGCUUUGCUUGUUUUAAUUCAUCUAAUCGUGGAAUUUAUGCCUGGGGAGGGCAGCUGAAUAAAAUCUUGGGUUGAUUUCAGGUAAAAUUAGUCUCUUUAGAAUCAGGGUAGAAGCAUAUGUGGUUUUUUUUGAAAAAUAGUAAACGUGUGUGCCCAAGUCUUGUUCUGGGGACAUAUAUCCGUAACUGGCUCUUUUUUUCUGGGGUCAGAAACUAGGCACAGUAGUUUUGGAAAUCAAGAAGGAGGUCUUGCUCCUGGGCUAAUUGGUAGGUAAAGUGACUCAACGCUGUCUCCUGAUUUCUCUCGAGUGGGGAUGUGCCCCACACAGCACUUGAUUUUGGCUCCACCCUUUUAUAGAAAACACUGAUUUCCUGCAGGGUUAUUUGGUGUUAGGAAAUUAACCAUGUUUAUAACUUUAAAAAAUUUCUGGAUUGCGAUUGCCAUGUGAUUGACAGGUGUUAUCUUUUAAAAAGGUAGGACUUAUCAUUUGUUGAUUAUGCCACGUGGGUCCUUGUCCCAGUGAAAACCUUGUAGCGUGUGGCACCCCCUUGAUCAGUGCAAUAGAAGUCACUCUGCACACACUUAGAGUAGCAUAGUAAUUGACGCUUCCAGAUUGUGAUGUUAAGGGUAGAUUUUAGAAAACUCCAAUGAGUGCUCAUUUGCAAAGUCCUGAUGCUAAGAGUGUGGACUCCAUUUGUUUUCUGUAGGAUGUGCAUGUAUAUGUGCAUUUGGCCAGGGUAGGAAGGUAGGGUAGAGUUAAUGGAUGAGGCUGGAUCACAGUGGAUCCACUGUGUCCUAUGUGUGUUUCUCUGGAGUUUUUGACUUUUGAAGGCCCGUAGAAUCCAAGAUGACCAUGACUUCAAUUUUCUAGAAUGUUCUGAGAUGGACUAGAACUCUGGAGGCUGUCACUGAUGUCGUCCUCCCUCUUCGUCUGGAACAAUUUUGAUCUCAGGCACCUUGGAAAUAGUCAUCCAGAAGCAGAGGGGGCAUGUAGGGUGCUCAGUGGCUUUCCCCCUACAACCUGGGGGGACAUGGGAGGAUCUUGCUCUGCCUCCUGGAGGACAUGAGUAGGGACGUGACCCCCACUGUGCGGGUGCAAUGCACGUAUGUGGGAGCUUGCACAGAUCUCUUUUCUUUUGAUCUUCUUUUUCUUUUUUAACUUUUUGGGUCACACCUGGCGAUGCACACGGGUUACUCCUGGUUCUGCACUCAGGAAUUACUCCUGGCGGUGCUUGGGGGACCAUAUGGGAUGCUGGGAAUCGAACCCGGGUCGGCUGCAUGCAAGGCAAAAGCCCUACCCGCUGUGCUACUGCUCCAGCCCCUCUCUUGAUCUUCUUGCAGGCCGAUUGUGUGAGGCCAAACCAAUGGCAACUGCCACAGGAAGCACGAGAGUGAGGUCGGUGGGAACCAGUGAGGCCUGACACUCGGUCUGACUUCUUUUCCUCUUGAGAAGUUAGGAAACAUUCAUCUGCAUAACUCUCUCUUGAGCUUUUGCCUAAGAAUUGACUGAGAAAAUUUAAAUUUGGGGAGACGGAGCAAUAUUAAUUGAUCAGUCAAUUGACGCAUCAAUAUUCCUUCAAAACCUGUAUUGAAAUGAAGCUCAGAUGACAGGACGGCUCAUGCUGGAGCGGUGCCGAGGGGAAAGGAAGGUGGGGCCUCCUCCGACCCCUCAGAGCAGCUCUGAGCCAGACUUUAAUCUCCCUUCUGUCCCAUUUGUUAGGUGUGUUCCCCCUCAGAGCCAGUCAUCUCUUCCUUCCUCUUCCUUCCGGACUGUGCGGGGGUCCUCACUGUGAGCCUCCCUCAGAGCCGAGGCUCAGACGAUGCCCUCCCUGAAGCAGCAAGGCCUGCAGGGCUGGUCUUAGUCCCAGUGCCCCUGAGUACCUGUACCCAGAUGGGGAACCUUUCCUCGGAGUUGCUCGCAUUGCAUUCCUACCCAGGAAGUUCACCUGAGUGGCACUCCACUCUGCACAGCACUUCUGCCCGGGCCGCACCCCAUUCUAGGCUAACCCCCGCCUUAUUUGUGCCAGAACUGGGGAGCAGCACGUUUCCAGGUGUGAUUGCUGUGCACUAGUUCCCCGGGGCCCCUGGAGCGCUGGGUGCCUGCUGGCCACUAGGCCACCCCAGCUUCUGAGCCUGCUGGGAGCAGCAUGUAGGCGAGUGGCCCUAGCCUGGCCCUUCUCACAGUGGCCUGGGAGGCCUCUUCCCUCCGCCCCCUACACAAUGCUGUUGGAAUUAGCCAGCCUUCCGGCGCCUGUAUUAUCCUCCGGAGAGGCUGUGGAUCCCUACGGGGCUGCUCAUUGCUGUCUACGUCAGCUUUGAUGCUUGAGGACUUCAGAGACCCCUGGACAACUCAGACAAUCUGAUAAACAGUUCAUGCCAACAGCCCCCCUUCUAAAUCCAAGGCACUAUGUGAGAGGCCAAAGGCGAGGGUGCCAGCCAGCCCUGACAAGGCUCACGUGAGCAAAGACUUUUCUGAAGGCUCUCUGGGACUGUCAGGGUAGCUGGCGAGAGGCCUAGACCAGCCACUUAGAUAGUUUUCAGGGCAUCACCCACCAUUUCUGAAGACAGAGGGACAGACACCUGGUGGAGAAAGGCCUGGCACACAAGGUAGGGUUGGCAGGGGUGAGGGAAGAAGUCAGCAGUACUUUGGGUGAGUCCCCAAAGACCAGCAUGCUGGCGACAUAGUUCAUGGGUGUCUCUGUGGAGCCUUCCCGGGGACGCUGACGAUGUCCUCACUUUCAAAUGGAGCGUUUCCUUCGGCAGCCUGGCGUGCUGGCCGGCUCUGACUCCAGGAUGCUUCAGAGUGAGCCUGGCCCUUAUUUUGCUGCCUCUGUUGCCCUGUGAAGGCCUGUUAAUGUGUCCUGCCAUGGCAGGCCAUCCCGGGUGGCGUCUGGCACACAGGGUCACGGGGCCCUGGCUCAUUGCUGUGUGUCUCAGAGUCCCCAUCCGCCAUCUGUUUCCAGAGCUGAGUCUCCUUUGCCAGAGGAUCUUGGGCUGGGAGGCUCGAGGCAGGCAUCAAGGACGGCUGUUUCCUGUGCCACUUUUUGCAUAGCGCGUUCUCUUUCAUGGCGGGAACACCUGUGGGGGAGGGGAGGUCCCGCAUGAUGCUGCCCAGCUCACUCCUCUCCUGGGUGGGCCCUCCAGUCUGUGCUCUUCGUGACUGUCUCUGUGAACAGGCCCAAUUUGACAGGGAACAAGAGGCAGGUAAGGAAAGAACAGAGCACACAGGGCAAGCUUUGGUCUUGGGUUUCAGAAUAAAACUGUUUCUCUAGCAGAACUUUCAUCUCUAUUCUGGGUACAAUGAAGUGAAACAAACACUUUGCUGGGGACAUGUUGCAAGCCUGGAAGGUCACUCCUCCCAGGAUAUGACCAGCAAGGAAAUGAUAAGGGACAGGGUGGCUGAAGUGUUUUGCAGGGAGAAAGCUGCAACCAUAGAACCUGUGGUCUGUGGCUGACUCUUUAACCAACAACAGGUUUUUUAAGGGUCUCUUCUGCUAUAGCAUGAAGCUCUCCUUCAACAGGCAAGCACCGAAGUCCUUCCCUCCAUGGGUUUGACAUUGAUGUACCAUAUGUUUCCAAGGUGCAUGAGGGAAGGAAUCAUUCAUGCUAAGGAGAAAAAAAGUCUUUCUCUGCCAUUUCAGCUCAGGAUCCUUCAAAGAUGCUGUAGAAGGGGCUGGAUGCUGUAGUUUCCCUUGGUGAGGGGAAGCUGACAAAGCAGGGGAGGUCACCAGGAUACGGGAAGCUACUUUCUCUGGGAAACAGAGCUAUAUCCACAUCAGAGCUGACCUACUGGGGCGGGGAGAAACAGGGCUGGCAUUUACCCAUCUGGCCAUCUCCAGAGAAGAUAACUGUGUUUUGGGGAGCCUGAGUCCACUUGAGUGUUCUUCUCAGAUGGAAUUCCCCAGGCGGAGGACAGAUAUGGAAGACAGACCAGAGGCUGUCUGGGCCUCCCCAAAGACCCUCACUCAGUAGGUCUGAAUGAGGCCAGAGAAUUUUAUUCUGAUCAAUUUUGGGAGUGAUGCCCAUGUGGAAUUCAGACCAUGGGGUCUACUCUCGAUUAUUAGUUUCCAGUUCUUACCUGCGUCUCACUGAUGAAUUUUCUGCUCUAAUAUGUGGUCACGUGUUCAUGCUACUCCAUGACAUAGGUCCCAGAAUCCACGAUAUGAGUUUAACAGUGGAGAAUUAAUAGGCAUUUAUAACUCCAUGCAAUCAUCGCUGACAGACAAAAUGCCAUGUCAGCCACACUUUAUUUAUAAUGGGGUUUAUACAUAUUUGCAAGUUUGCAAGCAACAAAUGCAGUUUUAUAACUGUCACAUUUUCUAACAGUCAGAAAAAUUGCAACUUUAUACCUGGACUUGUGAAUGUCAAUUGCAUCUGUGCGCACACACACACACACACACACACACACACACACACAUCUUACCUGCACUGAUAACACAGAUACACGUCUGUCUGCCUGCCUGUGUUAAUGCACAAGCAGGCUACUGUGCAAUUUACACCUCUAGACUCCUCUUUGGGUUUGGGUUUAACUAACAAGGAUAGCUAGAAUUUUGGUUUAGGGACAGACAUGCCCUGACAUCCACAGACACAGUGGAAAGUCCCAAAUAUUUUGAGGUAUGGGGCCCCAGCACUGAGGGUCCAGGAACAAGAACAAGAAGGCCAUGGGACCGGGGGUCAUUGGGGGAAAUGGCAAAGGGACAGGAAGGGUUUCCUUCAGGCAGCAGGAGAGGCAAGGAAGCAGAAAUAGAGAAGGAAAGGAAAUGGAAGGUAGGCCACAAAUCCAGAUGUAUGUCCAGUACUUACCCAGCAGCACGUAGCUCCAUUCAAAACCUCACAUCAGCUGGAGGCCAGUGAAGGCAGAAAGGAAGGGCAACAUGGUGGAGGGGCCCAACACAGAGCACUGGAGAAGUGAGAACCCUGGCUUCCGGGGGCAGCUGCAUCUGCAGCAUGAUGGUAGGCCUGGAUGCAGACCCCUCCUGCUCUCAUCUGACAUUAGACAUACAGGGUGUGAGCUGGCCUUGCCCCAGGGGCUUCUGGGAGUCUGGAGGCCCUGCAAAGCAUGUAGCUGCAGGGCAGGAGUGAAUGGUGAAUGGGCCCAAAAGGGCGGCAGGAUCUCUCCGAGCAUGCACUCAACAGGGGGCCGGGCUGGACGUGACGCUGCUUUCACAGAUGCUCUAAGUCACUGCAGCCCACGGGCCAUAAGCACCCAGGGCUCCUGCCUAAGGACUGGAGAACAUUCUCACAGGAGAAAGUGCAGAAAGUGAGAUCUUGUACAAGUUUAAGUUUCUACUUUGCUGUUCACCUUGAAAUACUGUAGGUAGAAAAUAUACAUAAGAGGCACUCUAGGUCCUGAUAUUUUUGCGGGAUUUUAUCCAUACUCAUGGGGGACAAUUUUACCACAACCAAAGUUUCUAACCACCAAAUCAAGUGACAACUAACCAAGCAGAAAUUAAUGAGUAAAUGCAUCUUUAGCACUGAAUUAACUUUUUGUAACAACUAUGUGUCAGCUGCAAGUGGAAUGUUCUCUGUUCAUUUGACUUUUGAAUAUAACUUGUUCCUGAAUAAAUAUUGUAAAAUUAAGUACGUGAAUGUUCUUUGUAUUCAGAAUUAAACUUUUGAUGUUUAAAUCCAAGGAUUAGGAGAGAACUCCAUGUAAAUUUAAUGUGUAAUAAUAAGAUAUUUAUUACUUUUUAAGAAGCAUUUGGAUGGCAAAUUAUAGAUCAUGAUAAAUAUUGUUUGAAAAACUUGUGUUUUGUUUUCCAUUACUUUUGUGAAACAAAAAGAAUUACCAUAAAGUUUCCUGUCUUGAUUUAUUGCUUAUUUACUAUUUUUUAUUUUUGGAUCAAACAGAGUUGAUCUUUGAAUAUCCCAGAAGGAAUGGAAAACCAAAGCCAGGUUCAAGUUUUCUAAUCUCUGCUCCAUGAAAAAUGAUCACACCUAAGUUACUUGCACAAGACUUGGGAUAUGAAAAAUCAAAGAAUGAAGAGAAGUGGCUUAAAUUUCCUCACCUCAUGAAUCCACUUCACUCCUUUGUGAAAUGAUGUGGUUUCUGUUUGAACCCCCCAGGCCAAGCCUAUUGCAGCCCUAGGCUUCUGGGGGAGCCAGCAGAGGUGGCCGCAGCACCCCUAGGUGUCACCACUGUGGUAUCUGAGAGUGGGGAGCAGACAAGUCAGGCAACGCUGCACUUCUUAUCGUUGGUUAUGGGAAAAUGUGCCUUCGUUUUCAGAAUAGCAAUGUGUGCAUUUCUGAUUAUGUAGCAACCCUCUGAUUUUUGACUGAUACUAACAACAUUUGGGUGUUGAAGUUUCACACUCCUAGAUAAUGUUUGACAGCAUGGACUUGGUAAUUUAAUUUGAGGUUUUCUAUAAAACACAUUCCUUACAUUUCUGAGAAAUGCUCUACACCAGUGCAGCAUUGCCAAUGGUCAGGGGCAAAGAGAAACACCAUUUUCUAAAUAGUUUGUUGUUGAAAUGACUGUCCAUGUAAGUCUGUUGGCAAUAAAGUAUUGUGAAAAGUC
Messenger RNA from Sorex araneus (European shrew), 10339 nucleotides. RefSeq names its product SHC adaptor protein 3 (gene SHC3). The transcript has 13 exons. The coding region runs from base 1284 to 3059 and encodes 591 amino acids. Gene Ontology annotation, molecular function: receptor tyrosine kinase binding. The record is from RefSeq and is a predicted model, not a curated record. Gene Ontology annotation, cellular component: plasma membrane. Gene Ontology annotation, biological process: intracellular signal transduction; cell surface receptor protein tyrosine kinase signaling pathway. NCBI's taxonomy places the organism in Eukaryota, Metazoa, Chordata, Mammalia, Eulipotyphla, Soricidae.